Messenger RNA from Paramuricea clavata, 7382 nucleotides. The record is from the annotation of a GenBank genome assembly. NCBI's taxonomy places the organism in Eukaryota, Metazoa, Cnidaria, Anthozoa, Malacalcyonacea, Plexauridae.
GGAUAUUUAGGGACACUUUGCAAUUUCGAUCCAAUACAUUUUUAUGAGAUAAAGUAUUUGGCCUUUUCGAAGGUCUUUAAAUAUGGCGGCGUUUUUAGGACGCGUUUCUGGUCGUAAUUUGCAAAUUUCGUGUCGAAAAUUAUUGUCUGGAUGUUUAGAGAGAGGCCAGGUUAGUAACCGACAUCUAGUUGUUUUCAUUUGUACUGAUUUUAUGUAAAUCAUGAGAUAUGGCAAACAGGCAAAGCAUUUGCAAAUAUUUCAUAAAAUACUCACAUUUUACUGAACAUGAUCAGAUUUCAUUUCUACAUAGACAGAUAAGCAUCAUAGGCUGAACUCUGAAGCACAAAAGUACACACAAUAGUUGAAAACAUAAGCAGAGAAUAUACCUAAGCAUGUACACCAAUGUACCAAACUGUCCAGAUAAAAAAAUGCCAAAACAAUUAUAAUUUUACAAUUGUUACAUUGAGACACAUGAGUCAUAUUGUUUUACUGCUGUUACAUUAGGCACGUACGUUUGGCGUCAGUAGCAAGUGUUGCCUGGAUCUUCAGGAAUAUCAAAGUAAAGAACUGAUGAAAAAUCAUGGAAUUAAUGUUCAGAAAUUUCAAGUAGCUGAUGGUGAUAACGAUGUGUCUGAAUUAGUGAAGAAAUUAGGUAUACAUUUAAUUAGCAUAAUUAUUAUUUCUAACUUUACAAGUUUACUCGUCAAAGGGGGAGUGAUCAACCUGACACUUGUGUGUUAAUCAGACGACCAGCACAUGUAAGUAACCUAUUAAUCCUUAAACCAAUACCAGCCGACAAUUUCAAAAAAUAUAGUACAAAACAUAAUCCGAAGAUAAGCAUCUUGAAACCCAAAAUACGAGUCACUUUCUUGUGUGACUCAUAUUUUGGGUUUCAAGAUGCUUAUCUUCAGAUUAUGUUUUGUACUAUUAAUCCUUUAAGUGGCAAUUUGCACUAAUCUGCCUUAAUGAACCGUCUAACACCAGAUAAUUUUAUUCAUCAAGGGGAGAGUGCUGGUUCUCAAUGGGUUAAUGGGAUACAUAAUAAUAAAACUUACUGUUGUAGAUGUCAGUGAGGUUGUGAUCAAAGCUCAGGUGUUGGCCGGAGGGCGUGGCAAAGGAACGUUUAGCAGUGGUUUGCAAGGUGGAGUGAAACUGAGUAAAAAGUAUGAUCUUGCAGUUAUUUUACAGUUUUCUUUCCUAUUUCAAUAUGUCUCUUUGCAUAUCAGAGCUUCUGAGGAGUGAGACUAAUAUCCUUGUUCUAUUUCUUCAGUUUUGACGAAAUUCCAUCCAUUGUUGAUCAGAUGAUCGGUCAUUCCUUAGUCACAAAACAAACUGGCAAAGAUGGAGUUCUUGUUCGUAAGGUACCCAAAGUUCAAAUGUUGUCAAUAUAAGUUAUGAACUCAUCUGUCAAUCACAGUAGUGUAAACACAACUUUAGGAAUAGACAGCUUAAUGUAUUUUUCUGUGAUUGUUCAUCUCUACUUACAGAAGUCUGACUUCUUGUCGGCCCCUUUGAUGUUGACAUAACUAGCUGUGCCAUGCCAUGAUUUCCAAUUGCAAAGCUCUCACCAUGUUCCUAGUACUAACUUAAAGGAACUUGUCACCCCCCUGAAAAAGUCCAAAAUGGCCGCCUUGAUAUAGACAUUCAGGGGGGGGCAAGUGUCUCUUGUAAGCACACUGGCUAGGAACAUAGCAACAGCAUUGCGAUUGUGAAUUAUAGUGUGGCUGCAUUUACGGGUUUUUUGGCUGAAGUCAAACCUAUGUAUUGUAUAUAAUCUGUGAUCAAGGACAGCCGGACACUAUCAUUUCUCUACAGACCAUUAUUUAAUUUAAUUUUAAAAAACAGUACUCAAUUUCAACAGGUGAUGCUAGGUGAAGCACUAGACAUCAAUCGUGAGACAUACCUGGCUAUAUUAAUGGAUCGUGCAUUUGAGGGACCUGUGAUUGUGGCCAGUCCAGAAGGUGGUGUGGAUAUAGAAGAAGUAGCAGAGAAAACACCUGAUAAAAUUUAUAAAGUAUGAUUCAGUAUAUCUUUCCCAUAAUAACCAGGCUUGCCGAGAGGAGCAGGUGGGGGUCAGGGGGGGGGGGUGGCAUGGGGGCAACUAGCCUCUGAAUCAAAAGGGUGACCAAAGCAACAAAUGCCCUUAAAAUUUCUUGAUACAAGAUUGCUUAAGUGAGAAUAUAAAUCUGCUGCGCAAGUCCUGGUUAAUAUGCAAUAAAGUGCAACAUAUUGUAAAACACCACUUCUCCCAUUUUACAAUAAUAGCAAUUAAUAAGUUCUUUGAGCAGCGAUGUUUUUGUCAACAUCACUCAUUUAAGAAUAAGGAAGCAAAAUAUUUUAAACAUCUUAGGUUUUCUCAAAUGUGUUGAAGAUUGCCGUUUUUAAACCACGUCUUAAUUACAGUUUUUAAGCCAGGUCAAAAUUUUCCCCUGGGAAAGUUUUGCUCUGAGCCCUGCACAACCUCUCGGCAUGCAGCCCUGAUAUUAACAUCAACAUAAUGCUUUCAAAUCUGGACUAGAGUUUUACCAUAACAAUGUCCAAAGAUAGUUUCAAACAAAAUCCUCUUUAGUCUUAUCUUUCGGGCUUUUUUUUUUCAUUUUUAGUUUCCAGUUGAUAUAAAUAAAGGAAUCACAAAAGAACAAGCGUUGGACUUAGCGGACAAAUUACAUUUCAAAGGAUCAUUAAGAGACGAAGUACUGUAUUCGUUCAGUUCAAUGGACAACUUGCAUGUUAGACUAAAUUUUAAUCGAAGUAAAGACAAGGGAAUCAAACACCACAGCUAAAAAGAACAUAGUAAAAUUGCAAAAUUUGGUUGCGAAAUGCUGUAAAGGUUGGAAAAUAUAGCCUUGCAAAGUUUCCAAAUUUUGUAUAUGUUUGUAUCACGUGCCGAAAUUGUUACCAUCUUCGGCUCAAAAAUAGUAACAAUUUCCACACGUUAUUCAAACAUAUACAAAAUAUGCAAACUUUGCAAGUUAUAUUUUCCGUAUUUUACAACAUUUCGGAACCCCCAAUUUUGCAAUUUUACUAAUUUUAAUUUGCCUAGAUGAAAAAUUAGUCUAACAUGCAAGUUAUCUAUUGUUUCUCUUAUUUUGCACGAUAAAUAAAUUUAAAAUAAUUAAUAUACCAUGUAUAUCAGGGUCUUAGCUAGGAUUUAAGAUCUUGGGCGUGUUUCUAAAUGACCAGGGUGUGCCCAUGUCAAUUACCUUGAAUGGCCAAAUUCACGGUAUUAGUUAUGCUCGCCAACAACAGACAAUGCCUGUGGUUGUUGUAUGCUUUGCAACCAAAUACAAGGCGAGCAUACGCUCACAUCGCGUACUGACAUUGAAAUAGUAAGUUAAUUCAGCAACUCUUGGGGGUAUUUAAAGCCAUUUUAACACCAUAUGGUUCCCAUUAUCCAUCAAAACAUUAAAACAUCACGGAUCACUUUUGCCAAUUUCAAAAAUUACAGUAGAUUUUACAAACUUUCUUACGACGUAAAUAGAAAGAAAUCUGUCUGUUGUAAGUAGCAACACCUUAUUUUAUGAACCUACACGGCCUUAUAUAAAUAAUGAAGCCGCGUUCGUUUUAUCUAGCCGUGUUUUUCCAUUUUUGCCCGCAAUAACACGGCCAACACGGCCCUCUAGCUAAGACCCUGAUGUAUAUUGUACUUGUAGGCAGCUGUGCAAAUCGAGAGGUUGUACGAACUGUUUAUUGCUCGUGACGCAACACAAGUUGAGGUUAACCCGCUUGGAGAAACUGAUGACGGACGAGGUAUGUGACAGAUUUGUGCUAAAUUGUCCUCGCUAGAGGUAGCGCAGGUUGUUACAUAUCUGCCAACAAGUUGCAACGAGCUUGUUGUCAUCAACUUGUUAAAAAUGUGUUGCGUGCAGACGAUAUCAGACUUGUUGGAAUAACUUGUUGCGAGUCUGUUGACCUCAUUAAUCUUGUUACAAGAUGAUAUGUUCCUUGAUUUCCUUCUUUCUUUAUCCAUUGUGCUAUAGUCGUAUGUUUUGAUGCUAAAAUAAAUUUUGACGACAACGCCAAGUUUCGACAAAAAGAUUUGUUCGCAAGUGAAGAUAUUGCAGAGAAAAACCCGAGAGAAGUCGAAGCGGAGAAACAUAACCUAAAUUACAUUGGAAUGGACGGCAACAUCGCAUGUAUAGGUAAAAUUGUCACCUUUGCAUGACCUUUUAUCACGUGGACUGCUCAGAAGCAGUCGUAAUAUAUUCACCGCUAAAAUAUGUUCACCGAUUUUAGGUAAUAUAGAAACAGGUCCCUGAUUGAACGUAAAAUAAAAAUCAACUCCUUUGAAUUUUUAAAGUGGCACUGUCAUCAAAAUUUUUAUUCUCUUAAACGAAAAUGCUCGUAAAAGUGUAAAACUGUAUAAUAACUUGUUUUGAAGAUUUUUGGCCCCAUGCUUAGUUCUUGAGAUAUUUCAUUUUGUUUGUAAGCAUGUGACGUCAUUUACUCAAUUACAUAUAUAACUAGAGGGCACUCAGAGACUGCAUACCUCCGCCUACGCGCAAAAUAUUGAAGUAAUCUAUUGUUAUUAGAAUUUGAAUGGCUGGUGCAUAUAUUAUGCACGUCCUAAUUACGCAUUCAGUAUAAGUUUUAUUUAAUUGACCGGGAAAAGCAAGACAAACUUUUGUUAUUUCUCAUUCAAUUUUUAACCAAAUUGAACCAAAUUUUAAUCAGUUCUUCCUUAGUCGAUGGGAAAUGCACUCACAAAAUUUCGUACGGAUAUGUUUGGUAUUUCUUCAGUUAUCGUGCUCACAGACAAACACACACACACACAUACACACACACAUACACACACACACACACACACACACACACACACACACACACACACACACACACACAUACAAACCCAGAUGAUUACAUAACCUCCUGGCGGAGGUAAAAACCCAGAUGAUUACAUAACCUCCUGGCGGAGGUAAUGAUAUAUCAGUAAUUGUUGUGUAUCUUUUCUAUUUUUGAUGAAUUUGUUAAAAAAACCAGUAUGCUUAAUGAUGUAGGUUAAAUUAAUAAACGCGCCGCAUCUUUCGAAAGAUUUUGAUAAAAAAUAGCAAAGAUACACAACAAUUACUGAUAUCUCAUUAUAUAUGUAAUUGAGUAAAUGACGUCACAUGGUUACAAACAAAAUGAAAUAUCUCAAGAACUAAGCAUGGGAACAAAAAUCUUCAAAACAAGUUACAAUACAGUUUUAAGAGCAUUUUCGUUUAAGAAAAUAAAAAUUUUGAUCUUUAAUCUUUAAUCUUUCUAGAGUUUCACAUUAAAUAGUAAAUACUAAAUACUAAUUUACAAUGUGAAUUACAUUUAAACUGUAUAAAAAAAAAUUAACUAAGACUAAUGUUAAGAGUCAAUAUUUACAAGUAAUCUUAAAUAAAAAUUUAAAAAUUUUUGAAAGAAUUCGAUUAAUUUACUUCGACUCCAGCGUUCGGUUAAAACAUUCAAUCCCACACACUAUUGGGCUAUUUUUAAAUGAUGACAGUGCCCAUUUAGCACUCCCCCAGACACAACCUUGACUGUAUUUGUAAUUUUGUAAAAGCACCUGAUAGUUAUUCACCUUACUAUGCCAAACGUAGGGAUCAUGUCUAGAUAGUAUUUUACAAUAAGCUGGCGUAGUUGCGUCUGAACUGUUUGGGAAAAGAAAAAAAUAUUUGAAUAGUGCACUUUUUGAGCAAAGGUUCUUCGUCAGGAAAUAAGCAGCUUCCUAUUUUGUUUUGCAGUGAAUGGCGCGGGCCUUGCCAUGGCAACCAUGGACAUGAUCAAACUUCAUGAUGGUGAGCCUGCAAACUUUUUGGACCUCGGUGGUGGUAUUCAAGAGGAGGGUGUUCAUCAAGCUUUUAAAAUUAUUGCGUCCGAUGAAAAUGUAGGUUCGGUUUUGUUUGUUUGUUUUUUGUUUUGUUUUGUUUUGCUUUGCUUUGCUUUGCUUUGUUUCAUUGUGGGAAGCAUGGGUAGCAGAUACGUUUGGCGAGUUACUACUUACUACCAGGAUCGCCACGGGCAAUUGGAAACAAAGUUUUCAUCUGGCGACCAGAUGUUCGCUAAUGGUAUUAAUUUAAUUGAGAAAAAAACUUAAAGUAAUUACUAAAGCGUUAAAAUAUCUCAGUCAAACAGUAUUUCAUUCUGCUUUUCAAAUAAUUUGCCAACAUGUUUUUUAUGUUAUCUACAUGCAUUAUAAUCAUGUGUUUUAGGUAAAAGCUAUUCUCGUGAACAUUUUUGGUGGGAUUGUAGAUUGUGAGAUGGUCGCGAGAGGUAUUCAAGCCGCUUAUGAAAAAUUGAAGGUUGAUGUUCCUUUAAUUGUACGAUUGGAAGGUAAACACACUGUUUUCAAUUUGAACAUUUAUUACUUACGUACUUUCAAGCAUUCAUUCAUUUCUCGAGACAUUCAAUGUGAAAUAUGCGGUUUUCUGAUGAGGGCUUUUAGAGUUCCAGUAUAGAUUUCAAACUCUAAAUUUACAAAAUGAAGGUUGGAUGAAAGUUAACUACGUUUUAACUUAACUAGUAUACAUUAUAGUGUUGAGAGCAUUAAGAAUAGGUAACCAAGGUCACGUGACUGCCAACUCUCAUGCGGUCUUCCCCCAUUGAACUAAAUAAGUAAACUGGAAGGCUAACGGUAUAUACUUCAUGUGACCCCUAUUAUAAUGUAUCAAGGCUGAUCCCUGACCCCCGCCCCUAACCUCUAACCCCGAGUGGUAGUUCAAUGUCUCAGCCUCGUUUGAUCCCGGUUUAAAGAACGUCAGGGUUAAACACUGGACCAGUAAGAGAUACCUCUUUCUGAAUCUCUCUAGAGAACAGUUUAGAACUGACAGAAUUAUAUCCAGUAUAAAUAAAAGGGAAGGGUUGACAUGGCCAUUUCUUGCAGGAACGAAUGUGAUGAGAGCAAAAGAGGUACUAAAUGAACUCAAAAACAGUGGCAUACCUGUGACAACCGCUGAUAAUCUUGAUGAAGCCGCGAUGAAAGCUGUUAACAGCUUAUCUACAUAAGAUCAUUGCAAGAAUCUGAACGGGUAUUUACUGUAACUGAAUAUGGGGCCUUUUCCUAACUGGUUAUAACUUGGCCAUUCUUUUAUGUGUAAAUACGUAUACCGCCAUUUUCAUCGAAGAAUGAACAGUCGUAGAAAUCCUUAGAAGAAUACUCAUUCUUGGAUGGAAAGACGCUUACGAGAGUAGAUUUGGGCCAUCUGGCAUGGAAGAUAAAAUUAUAUUUUAGUGCUACUUAGGAAUUGUCGCAAUUAACACACAACGUUCAUACUCUGUUCGUCAUUACAAACAAAUCACGAACCGUUAUAACUCUCGAGAUUGCUAUGAUUUGCUAAAUUGUCAUGUUUUAUCACAGAUUAUCCUAGCUAUAAAUAUAAUAUAUCAGUUCAACAUUUGCUCCAACAAAUUCCGAA